Molecule: messenger RNA, 851 nt
Organism: Cyanistes caeruleus (blue tit)
Lineage: Eukaryota; Metazoa; Chordata; Aves; Passeriformes; Paridae
Source: RefSeq, a predicted model, not a curated record
GGCCCAGCUGGGUUUGGGAGUGGCUGAGUAGAUGGGGAAGGCUCUGGGGGGAUUUUCUGGAUCCUUUUACUCAUGUUCUCUGAGUUGGUGGUACCAGAUGUGCUCCGUGUGGGAUUGCAUCCCGUGUGCCCAGGACUCUCCCUUUCUCCAGGAAGAGCUGAAGCCCAGAAGUCCUCACCAUGGAUUUCCAGCACCGCCCUGGGGGUAAAACGGGCAGCGGUGGCGUGGCCUCGGCCUCCGAGAGCAACCGGGACCGGCGGGAGCGGCUGCGGCAGCUGGCUCUGGAAUGGAUUUCGCUCAUAACUUGUCAAUCAUUCUUUUCUCAGGACCCAUAUUUUAUGAAAAAUCAUCUGGGCUCCUACGAGUGCAAGCUCUGCCUGACGCUCCACAACAAUGAGGGGAGUUACUUAGCACAUACCCAGGGGAAGAAGCAUCAGACCAAUUUGGCCCGACGAGCAGCCAAGGAAGCCAAGGAAGCCCCUGCCCAGCCUGCCCCAGAGAAGGUCAAAGUGGAAGUGAAGAAAUUUGUGAAAAUUGGGCGCCCAGGCUACAAAGUGACCAAACAGAGAGACCCAGAAACAGGCCAGCAGAGCCUUCUCUUCCAGAUCGAUUACCCCGAGAUAGCUGAGAGCAUCAUGCCCCGGCACCGCUUCAUGUCGGCCUACGAGCAGCGCAUCGAGCCCCCGGACCGGCGCUGGCAGUACCUGCUGAUGGCAGCAGAGCCCUAUGAGACCAUCGCCUUCAAGGUGCCAAGCAGAGAAAUUGAUAAAGCAGAGGGAAAGUUUUGGACUCACUGGAACAGAGAAACCAAACAGUUCUUCCUUCAAUUCCACUUCAAGAUGGAGAAGCCC